Dichotomopilus funicola is the source of this 501-nucleotide messenger RNA. RefSeq lists its product as uncharacterized. Bases 1 to 501 code for a protein of 166 amino acids. The transcript is spliced from 3 exons. The record is from RefSeq and is a predicted model, not a curated record. NCBI's taxonomy places the organism in Eukaryota, Fungi, Ascomycota, Sordariomycetes, Sordariales, Chaetomiaceae.
AUGGUCAUCCGUAGGAAUCACAAGUCCACGACACAUAUCGCCAGCCGCGUCGUCUGCCAAUCCGCUAGUCUCUCCAGCGAUGCCAUUGAGAAUCGUUUCGACCCCUCCGAAAUCCACCAGGACGAAGAAGCCCUCACACCAACCCGAACCACAACGCCGGUGUCAGGGUUCUGGGACCCUCGCAGUCAGCUCAGGGUUUAUAACGACUCGUUGCCGGCUUCAUCUCAGCCGCAAACCCCACAAAAUCUCCCAGAAGCUCGCCACCAAGGUCGGCCCAACGGAUCAUACACGGCGCCGGCCAGGCGUAGCUCACCUCCGCCCGCGUGGACACCGACAGUGACACGAUCCCGGACGCGCUUCGGACAGAGAAGGGAGCCGAGCCCCAUGAGAUUACGAACGCUAGGGCCCGGAGGGCAGUAUGGUGGAAUGGUGAACGUCGACGACGAGGCCGUGGCCGAGGGGAUGGCUCAUGUUCCGUCUCGGCCGGGCGCCGCAGCAUAG